This is a messenger RNA of Durusdinium trenchii, 1212 nucleotides long. Lineage: Eukaryota; Dinophyceae; Suessiales; Symbiodiniaceae. The record is from the annotation of a GenBank genome assembly.
AUGCCACGGUUUGAGCGUUCAGUCCUUUCUCCAACCUGCUUGUCCUGCUUGUCUCAACAUUUGUGUCGCCUGUGCAUUUCUCAAACACAAAAAAAGCUCGGUUUUUUCGACUGGAUUUCAUGGCUCAAGUGUCGAAGCUGCCGGCGAUCGAAGGAGGCAGCCAGCGAAAUGGCACUUGUGAGUACUGGCCAGCCAGAAGCCAAGAGGCAAAAGUAUAGCGGCGGUGCUGAGCUUGUCCCAGCACUUCAAGAGCAGCUUAUCCAUGUUCAGCAUGUGAACAGAAAGAGCGGCCUCUUUGGCCCAACAAUGUUGCUGACUGGCCAUGAGGGAGAGGUAUUUUGUGCAGAGUUCUCUCCAGAUGGGCGAUCUUUGGCCACUGGCUCCUUUGACAAGUGCCUCUACUUGUGGAAUGUGUAUGGCGAAUGCGAAAACUACGGUGUCAUGAAAGGCCAUGCAAAUGCUGUGCUUGAGGUUCACUGGAAGCACGACGGUACUCAGUUGUACACGUGCUCUGCAGACAAGAGCGUUUGCGUUUGGGACCCUGAGUCUGGAAAGCGCUUGAAGAAGCUGAAUGGACACACGGCCAUCGUGAACAGCAUGCAGACUUCCCGACGUGGUGUUCCGUACCUCGUGAGUGGAGGAGAUGAUGGUACCACAAAGUUGUGGGACUUGAGAGUCCGACGAUGUGUGCACACCUUUGAGCAUCAGUACCAGAUCUUGGCAGUCUCCUUCGAUGACACGGCAGAGCGGAUCUUUUCCGGGUCUUUGGAUAACACGGUGUUGAUCUACGAUAUGAGGAUGCGAGAUCAAGAUCCAGAGGUUCUGGAAGGCCAUGGUGAUAGCAUUACGGGCCUAGACGUCUCAAAGGAUGGCAACUUCUUGGCCACCAAUUCCAUGGACAAUACAGUCCGCAUUUGGGAUGUUAGGCCCUUCGCAGGGCAAAGGAAUCGAUGUCUCCGAAUCAUGAGAGGUGCAACACAUAACUUUGAGAAGAACCUCUUGCGGGUCCGAUGGUCUGAGAAAGAUGCACUCCUGGCAGCUGGAUCUGCGUGUCAGAACGUAAAUAUUUGGGACAUGAAGAUGCUGCAGCUCGCAUACAGGCUUCCUGGACACACGGGGAGUGUGAAUGAAGUCUGCUUCCAUCCCAAAGAGCCAAUCAUUGCGUCCGUGGCUUCUGACAGGAUGGUCUUCAUGGGCGAGCUUGGCGACUGA